Solanum pennellii is the source of this 1367-nucleotide messenger RNA. RefSeq lists its product as uncharacterized. The coding region runs from base 159 to 1142 and encodes 327 amino acids. Lineage: Eukaryota; Viridiplantae; Streptophyta; Magnoliopsida; Solanales; Solanaceae. The transcript is spliced from 2 exons. Gene Ontology annotation, cellular component: nucleolus; site of double-strand break; checkpoint clamp complex. The record is from RefSeq and is a predicted model, not a curated record. Gene Ontology annotation, biological process: meiotic DNA integrity checkpoint signaling; mitotic DNA replication checkpoint signaling; nucleotide-excision repair.
AUACGCGUCAUCUUAUUUUAGACAGGAAAAAAAUGUCAUAAAAUAGUUCUCAUUUUGCCUUGCUUCAGUUCUCCCGCCAUUUAUGAAAAGGAAAAGAGGGAAAGAGCUCUGAACCCUACCUGACCUAAUUCGUCGUCGAUCUGUGUUUAUUGAACUAAAUGAAGUUCAAGGCGUUUCUAUCGGACAAUGGUGUCAGCCUCUUGGACAAGAGGUUCCUGCCAGCCCUUGAAAAAAUGGGAAAGAUUUGUCACCUCUAUCUAACGAGAGACCACGUAUACUUCCUUCAUAACCUCCUUAAUGGUGAUGGCAUCCAAUGCAUUGCUCAAUUUCGUAAAGAAGCACUCUUUGAUGAGUAUCGCCUCUCUAGCCAAAAUGAUGAUCGGAUUUCUUUUGCUAUUGACCUCUCUCUUCUGCAUCGUGCCCUUCAUAGCAUCAUUAGUAUUUACACUGAGUUCAGUGCGGGUGACAGUGGAGUUCCUGGUGGAAACAGCGCCCCUAACCACAUCCAAAUCAAGCUGGUAAAAAAGCUCCCUCCUCAUUCUCAACAACCAAUGCCUUUUCUCACUUUUGAGACAAAAGGUUACAAGUCUGCUGUUAUUCAAGACGUGCCCAUAUCUAAGCCCUUGUCAAGGUCUGAUGUACUUGAAUUACAAGCAGCCCUUGAUAUGGCCCAAGAUUUGCCUCAGACCCUUAUACAAGUCCCACACAUGCACCAGUUACAGAACUUUGUGGAAAAAAUGAAAAAUGUCGGUGAUGUCCUUAAUGUUUCUAUUAGCAAGUAUGGUGAUCUCCAUUUGCAAGUUUCUACUAGCCUAAUCACACUUGGUGCUGAGUUCCGAAAGCUGUCAGUUAUAGGAGACCAAGCACAGAGUCCAACAGAUGAUCAAAAUUUGAGUGCUCAGUCAAGGACAAGAAUAGCACUUCAGAGAGGAGAUGCAAUGACAGUGCAAGUGAGUGUAAAGCAUUUCUUCAAGAGUCUUCAGUGUCAUGCAGCCAAGCCUGAUUGUGCUUUCUAUGGGAUAGCUCAGCAGGGUGCCUGCUUAACAGUCGUAUUUCAGUUCUUCAUCCCAGGCACACAUCAAACUGAUAAGGCAAUCAGUCUACAUUGCCGGCUACCCGUCCUUGAUCCUGGAGCUAGUUGAUAAGUUUCUAAAAUUAAUUUUUGUAUUUCUUUGGCUUAGAAGUACUUUUGCCAGUUUAACCUUCCUAAAUGGUCAUGUGAAGACUUUAUUAGUCAUCAGAACAUGGAUUACAGUGUCCUGUAUAUAGUUAAAUGAAGACUUGAUUUUGUGGAUUCAACUCUUGAUGCUUGCGUAAGACACUUGAGAAAUAUAUAUUAACUGCCUGGACUGUGCAAUCCUUCAUUC